Messenger RNA from Aspergillus tanneri, 330 nucleotides. RefSeq lists its product as uncharacterized. The record is from RefSeq and is a predicted model, not a curated record. The transcript has a single exon. The coding region runs from base 1 to 330 and encodes 109 amino acids. Lineage: Eukaryota; Fungi; Ascomycota; Eurotiomycetes; Eurotiales; Aspergillaceae.
AUGGAUCAUGACGGAAUUACUAGCCCUAUCGAGCUCCAGUGGAGUGCAUGUAUUGAAGACGCGCAAGCGAUGGUGAACGAUGGUCACUGUUUCGCUCUCCCUCUACAGAGCUGCGCCAGCUCGGGCAUAAGCAAGCACUUCCUGCAUGUAAAAUCUUCCGGAAGCACGAUCGACGCGUCCUCAUUCACAGCGGGAGGUCGUCAUGAUAACGACUUUGUGACUUCCGAAAUGUUGCCGUUUUUCCGACCUCAGAUGAAUUUAGCUGUACUGACAAGCCAUUCUUUCGUCGCGCCGAGGAUAUCGCGGAACUUCCGGGAGACCAACGGGUAG